Trametes versicolor FP-101664 SS1 is the source of this 1712-nucleotide messenger RNA. RefSeq names its product cytochrome P450. The record is from RefSeq and is a predicted model, not a curated record. Bases 47 to 1612 code for a protein of 521 amino acids. The transcript has 10 exons. Gene Ontology annotation, molecular function: monooxygenase activity; heme binding; iron ion binding. NCBI's taxonomy places the organism in Eukaryota, Fungi, Basidiomycota, Agaricomycetes, Polyporales, Polyporaceae.
CCCGCGGCCGGAUCGUGAGUGAAGGCACCCCUACUCCUACUGCGCCAUGUCCUCCUCGCCUGCCUUCGGCGGGCUCCCGCUCGAGCUGAACACCGUCGUGCUGUACUUCGCUGCAUCCGUUGCUGUCGUCCUCGCACUACGCGGAUUAUGGCUGCGAAAAGCAUCCAAGAGCCCUCUACCCCCAGGUCCGAGGGGUCUGCCACUGCUUGGGAACCUGUUCGAUAUACCGCGACAGAGCGCGUGGAAGACGUUUGCUGCUUGGUCUAGGGAAUAUGGCGAUGUCGUGCACCUACGCGUCCUUGGACGACCCAUCAUCUUGCUCAACUCUGCCGAAGCGACCACCGACCUGCUAGAGAACCGCUUCGGCAUCUAUUCAGACCGCCCGGACUUCCCCCUCAUGAACCUGGUCGGCCAUGACAAGUGGAACUUUGGCUUCAUGCCGUAUGGCAAGCAAUGGCGCGCUCUGCGACGUUUGUUCAGCAGCAAGUACGCGUCUCCCGCCGCACUGCAGAUCUUCUACGAUUCGCACCGGGCGACCAUGGGCCGCCUCCUGCAGAACCUCAUGCGCGACCCCGAAAGCUUUUCGGAACACCUCAGGCUUCGAUCGGGCCAACUGAUCAUCGACGUCACGUACGGGAUCAUGAUUGAGAACGUCGAGGACCCGCUGCUGAAGACGGCGGAGGCUGUCAUGGACGUGACCUCCGUCGCGCUCAGCCCGCCGAUGUGGCUCAUGAACCCAUCAGCAAUCAUGCAGUUCAUUCCAAGAUGGCUUGGGGGUUCGGCGGUCUCCCUGCAGCUGCAACGCUGGCGGCAGGACCUCGAGGACCUGCGGAACGUCGCGUUCGAUACGUGCAAAGAGCGAUUGAGCAAGGGUCUUGCGAAACCUUCGUACAGCGCGAGCCUGCUGCAAGAGUUGGCGCCCGCGGACGGCUCCCCAGAGGAGGGCAUGAUCCGUGAUACCGCUGCCUUGGCAUACGGAGCCGCUUUCGAGACCACUAUCAUCAGCGGGGAGGUAUUCCUGCUCGCCAUCGCGCUGCACCCGGAGGUACAGGCGCGCGCCCAGGAGGAGAUCGACCGAGUUGUUGGCACACACCGCCUGCCCGACUUCGUCGACCGCGAUCGCCUGCCGUAUGUGACCGCGAUCAUGAAGGAGAUCCUGCGGUGGCACCCGCCAGCGCCCACCGGCAUCCCGCACUUGCUGAAGGAGGACGACGUGUACCGGGGGUACCACAUCCCGAAAGGCUCGAUCGUGAUGGGCAACGUUUGGGGGAUUACGCACGAUCCAGCAAAGUACCCGGACCCUUUUGCGUUCAAGCCUGAGCGGUACCUCGCCGCCGACGGCUCGUUCGACUGCAGCACGAAUGACCCGAGCCGAUAUGUCUUCGGCUUCGGCAGACGGGUAUGCCCGGGCAAGUUCCUCGCGGAGGACUCGACGUGGCUCACUGUGGCGCAAUUCCUUGCCGUUAUGUCUGUGACAAUCCCUGCGGGCUGCGCACCGCCCAAGGUUGAGUUCGUCUCUGGGGCCAUCUCGCGGCCGGUGCCGUUCAAGUGCGAGAUCCGUCCGCGGUCAGCCGCGGCGGCCCAGGUUAUUGAGUCUUGCGUGCGGGAGUAAGACUUUGGAAGAGUGUCUGUCGCUCUGGAUCCUGUAUGUUCCUACCAUCCUAUUAUUAGUUGUAUUGUGCUCUUGCCCCGUAAUGCUAGAGAAGUCUUCG